AUGAGCGACGAGGGCGCCACCCCGCGCGAACUCCUCCUCGAGUGCUGCCGCCGCAACAACACGGCCCUGCUGGCGGAACUGCUGGCGGCGCUGGCGACGCCGGAGCAAGUCGCGCGGCUGCUGAAUGAGGCGACGGAUGGGGUCGGGCGGUAUUGCUUGCAUGUCGCGGCUGGGUGGGGGAGUUAUGAGGUGCUGGAUACGUUGCUGGAUCAGGAGGGGUUGGAGGUCGAUCCGGUCGAUCGGAUGGAGGCGGAUAUACCGUUGCAUAAGGCCGUCCGGUUCGUGAAUGGGUUGGCGGAGGAUGGGUGGGAGGCUGGGGCGGGGCUGGUGGAGUUGCUGUUGGAUGCCGGGGCGGAUCCGAGGAUACGCAACAAGGCGAAGCUGAAGCCGUUCGAGCUCGUCGACCCGCGGAAUACGGAGUUGAGGUCUACGCUGCAGAAAGCCGAGUUCGCGAUGAUGGCGGGUGACGAUGUGGUGGGUCGGGACGGGGAGGAUGAGCAAGGGCCGACGGGGAGCGCGAGUGACAGCGAGUGA
This is a messenger RNA of Letharia columbiana, 534 nucleotides long. RefSeq lists its product as uncharacterized. The transcript has 4 exons. Bases 1 to 534 code for a protein of 177 amino acids. Gene Ontology annotation, molecular function: protein binding. The record is from RefSeq and is a predicted model, not a curated record. NCBI's taxonomy places the organism in Eukaryota, Fungi, Ascomycota, Lecanoromycetes, Lecanorales, Parmeliaceae.